Hydractinia symbiolongicarpus is the source of this 2074-nucleotide messenger RNA. Its product is annotated as ceramide glucosyltransferase-B-like. The transcript has 13 exons. Gene Ontology annotation, molecular function: ceramide glucosyltransferase activity. The coding region runs from base 10 to 1215 and encodes 401 amino acids. The record is from RefSeq and is a predicted model, not a curated record. Lineage: Eukaryota; Metazoa; Cnidaria; Hydrozoa; Anthoathecata; Hydractiniidae. Gene Ontology annotation, cellular component: membrane. Gene Ontology annotation, biological process: glucosylceramide biosynthetic process.
GUGGAAAUCAUGUUUAAACUAAUACAGAUUGCAUCAUAUGUUGGAGUACUGGUUUGGUUUUGUGUUGUCAUCUGCCAUUUUAUAGCAAUAUAUAGAGCACUUUUCUAUUUGUAUUCAUGGAGAAAAAGGAAAGUUGAUACAAUUGAACACAGAGAAGAGAUUGGAAUAUCUGUUGUAAAGACAAUUGCUGGUAUAUCUCAGAAAGCUUUUGAAAAUUUGGAAUCACUUUUUACCCUAAAUUAUUCAAAGUUUGAACUACUGAUAUGCGUUCAUGACAAAGAAAAUAACAUAAUUCCUGGUAUUCAAAAACUCAUACAAAAAUAUCCAGAUGUGGAUGUUCGUGUGUUUCAAGGCGCAUGUGACAUUGGAAUCAACCCAAAAAUAAACAACAUUAUGCAAUGUUAUGAACAAAUUAAAUAUCAGUAUGUAUGGAUUUGUGACAGCAAUAUUUUGGUUCAAGCGUCAUUAUUAACUGAAUUGGCAUCACACAUCCAACUAAAUGUUGGAAUGAUUCAUCAGCUACCCUUCAAACAAACAAGUUCAACUAAUAACUUUGGGGAGUGUCUUGAUAAGGUCUAUUUUGGAACACAACAUGCACGAUGGUAUCUUUUCUUUGAUGCGCUUGGUUUAUGUUGCACCAAUGGCAUGUCAAGUAUUUUUGAUAAAAAAGCUCUUGAUGAAGUGGGUGGCUUAUCUGCAUUUUCAAAUUACAUUGCAGAGGAUCACUUCAUGGGAAAAUCAUUUUUUGAAAGAAAUUACAAAUUAGUCUUAAGCACUGAACCAGUUCUACAGAACCCAGAUGCAUGCACAGCUUCAAUAUUUGUAAAACGCAUGACCAGAUGGCAAAAAUUGCGACUAACAAUGCUACCUGUUGGUAUUCUGGAGCCAUUAAUAGAGUGUUUUCUUCUUGGUGUGGUUGCAUCUUUUUCUUCAUCCUUCUUAUUUGGUACUUCAAUAGUUGGAUUUUAUGUCAAACAUGUUUCCUGUUGGUUUUUAUCAGAUCAAAUAUUACUAUGGCUUGUGCAAGGGGAUUAUCAAGACCUCCCUCCACUCUGGUUGCGAACUGCUGCAUGGUUUUUUCGUGAACUUAUCACUUACUGGGUAUAUCUGCAAGCUCUUUGGGACAGAAAAAUACAUUGGAGAAUGGGGACAUUUGAUUUAAAAUUUGGUGGCCAUGCUAAUUUAAUACGUAAAACUGAUGUGAAACAUGCUUAGAAUAACUACCGUUUGUAUUUAUUUCAAUUUGGAAAAUAGUUAUUUUAUUUGGAGACAUCAAGACUGAAGAAAUCUUUACCACACAAACCAGUCUAUAUAAUGACCAAAAUCAACUCGUAAAGUCAGAUGCUAAUUUAAUACGUAAAACUGAUGUGAAACAUGCUUAGAAUAACUACCGUUUGUAUGUAGGUAGAUUUUUUUAUUUAUUUUAGUUAUUUCAAUUUGGAAAAUAGUUAUUUUAUUUGGAGACAUCAAGACUGAAGAAAUCUUUACCACACAAACCAGUCUAUAUAAUGACCAAAAUCAACUCGUAAAGUCAGAUUUUUGUUAAAAUUUUUAUAUUUGAUGUGUAGAUUUGUUAAAAAAACUCAUCAAUUGAAGAAAUAUCUUUAUUAUGCAAGGUAAAAAUUUUCACUGACUAAAUCAAACGUUAAGCUUUUGUUUUUCACUUGUUCUAAUAGUACCACAUAUAAAUUGGUUGGUGAGGGUAUUUUUAUUUUGUGAAUAGUGACGAUUUUAAUAAUUCCUAAAAAACCUAAAAAAUUCAAAUUAAGGAUUAUACUGUUCUUUUUUAUUAUUCACAUAAAAAAUGUAAAAUUGAUUUCUAUUGUUUAAAUAUAUUUAAUAAGAGUUUUUCCUAAAGUCCCUAAUCAUAUGAGCACCCUAGCCAUACAUUCAGACAUGGUAGUAAAAUUAGUUUUGUAUGUAAAGCAACUUGUUUGAUAAUAAUAGCACUGUUAAUUAAGCUAUUACUUUGCUGCACAUUGCAUUUUGAGGGUUUUUAUGUUUGUUAGGAGAAAAUUACAAACAGUCUGUAAGAAAUGGUAAAUUUUAGUUAAAAAGAGUGGAGUAUGUGUUG